GCUCUACGUCAAUGUAGAAGUCAAUGGCAGACCCGUCAAGGCAUUUGUCGACUCUGGCGCACAAGCUACUAUCAGUUGAGCAUCUUGCUUCGUCCGUGAUCAUGUAUCGUGGCUAAAGCUGCUCACAGUGAGCCCGGACUGCGCGGAAGCAUGCGGUAUACUCAGACUGAUCGACAAGCGGUUUGCGGGAAUUGCGACGGGGGUUGGUACUGCCAAGAUCCUCGGCCGGGUUCAUAGCGCACAAAUCCGCGUCGGACGAGAUCUCUUCUUGCCUUGCAGUUUCACCAUCAUGGAGGGACGAGGCGUUGAUCUACUAUUCGGUCUAGACAUGCUCAAACGACAUCAAGCAUGUAUCGACCUCGCACAAGACGCACUCAUCAUCCAGGGCCGCAGAAUUCCUUUCCUCUCAGAACAUGAGGCUCCGAAGCAACACUUCGAUUCUCUCGAAGCAGACGAGCAUGGCAACGUGCAGAUCCCAAAAGACCACCCAUUGCAGUCGAACCCAAAAGCAGCCCUUGGCGCGGCAGCUGCUGCUAGUGCCGAAGCCACAGCGACAAGCUUUCCGGGAACGGGCAAUACUCUCACUCCAGGGGCGCCGGCGAGCUCCUCAGAGCCCGCAGCACCUGGACCUGCUAGCUCACACAGUUCUCAAGCAAUCGACAGUCUCAUGGCUCUAGGAGUAAGCAGACAAGAAGCCAUAAGACUGCUCGAUGCGAGCGGGGGCAAUCCAGACGUCGCAGCUAGUCUCAUGUUCAGCUAGACAGAUGCAGCCCCUAGGUACAGAGAC
This is a messenger RNA of Mixia osmundae IAM 14324, 787 nucleotides long. RefSeq lists its product as uncharacterized. Gene Ontology annotation, biological process: proteolysis. Lineage: Eukaryota; Fungi; Basidiomycota; Mixiomycetes; Mixiales; Mixiaceae. Gene Ontology annotation, molecular function: protein binding; aspartic-type endopeptidase activity. The transcript has 3 exons. The coding region runs from base 290 to 760 and encodes 156 amino acids. The record is from RefSeq and is a predicted model, not a curated record.